GUUUACAUUCAGUUUUAUGUUUUUUCAUAAAGCCUUACAGUGUCACAGUGUCUCUUUAUGUUUGUGUCAAACCCACCGCUUCAAGAAAGACUCUGUAUUUUGUGAUAUAUUAUUGAUGUGUCUGGGAAACUCUAAUGAAGUGAAAUAUAGCCAGAAUCAGCUGCCAGAAGGUGCCUGUGCUCAAGCUGACAGUCGCUAUGUAUCUGCCUGCAGGUGUGUGCGUGCCAGCAAUGGACCUGAAGGAGGGCUGUGGAAGCGAGGCCAGCCGUGAGACUGAGAGUGGAGGCAUGGGGAGCCUGGGAGGCCCCACGUCUUGGCAGUCCUUUGCCCAUCGAAGCACCCUGCACAGUUUACGCUUCAUCUUCCCCUACUCCACUUCUUCCUCCCCCUACCGCUCCACUUCACGCCGUCUGCUCUGGAGCGCGGCCUUGCUGGCCAGCCUGGUCCUACUUGUCCUGGAGAGCACCGAACGGCUGGCGUACUUCCUCUCCUACCCCCACGUCACUAGUGUGGAUGCUAUGGUUUCUGGCAGCCUAGUCUUUCCCGCCGUCACCGUCUGUAAUCUGAACGCCUACCGUUUCACGCGUCUCACGCAGAAUGACCUCUACCACGCCGGGGAACUGUUGGCCCUGCUGGACGUGCACCUGCAGAUCCCUGAGCCGCACCUGGCCGAGCCCCACGUGCUGGCCUUUCUCACGGAGAAAUCCAACUUCACUAACUAUCGGCCCAAGCCAUUCAGCAUGCAGGAGUUCACUGAACGAGUGGGCCACGACCUGAAGGAGAUGAUGCUCUACUGCCGUUUCCAGGGCCAGGAGUGCAGCCACCAGGACUUCAAAACGGUGUUUACACGUUAUGGGAAAUGUUACAUGUUUAACGCUGCUGAAGAGGGGAAGACUUUGAGGACUACAAUGAAAGGAGGCACGGGCAACGGCCUGGAGAUCAUGCUGGACAUCCAGCAGGAUGAAUACCUGCCUGUGUGGGGAGAAACAGAAGAGACUGCAUUUGAGGCAGGAGUGAGGGUGCAGAUCCACAGUCAGGCAGAGCCUCCCUUUGUACAUGAGCUGGGCUUCGGAGUCGCCCCAGGCUUUCAGACCUUCGUGGCUACCCAGGAGCAAAGACUGACAUACCUUCCUCCUCCGUGGGGCGAGUGUGUGUCCAGAGUCCUGGAUUCAGGCCUCUUUCAGGUGUACAGCGUGUCUGCCUGUCGCAUUGAGUGUGAGACACGCUACAUCGUCGAAAACUGCAACUGCAGAAUGGUCUACAUGCCUGGUGAUUCUCCGUACUGCACUCCUGAACAGUAUAAGGAUUGUGCUGAACCUGCUCUGGCUGCUCUGUCAGCUGUUGAAGGCACAAACUGCAUCUGCAGGAGCCCCUGUAACAUGACUCGAUACAACAAAGAGCUUUCCAUGGUUUGCCGAACCAUUGGUUCGAUUUUUAUUUCACUGCAUGAACCAAUGGCCGUGCAGUUACACUACGUUAUUAAAAAAUUUGGACUAUCAGAGAAGUACAUCACGGACAAUAUCCUAGUUCUGGAUGUGUUUUUUGAGGCUCUGAAUUAUGAGACCAUAGAGCAGAAGAAAGCAUACGAGGUGGCGGGUCUACUAGGUGAUAUUGGUGGUCAGAUGGGUUUGUUUAUCGGUGCAAGUAUCCUGACCAUACUGGAGCUAUUUGAUUAUGCAUAUGAGGUGGUGAAGGAGAGACUGCUGGACCUGCUGAACAGAGAGGAGGAGGAAGAGAGUCAUGGAGAGGAUGUGAGUACCUGUGAUCCGGUGGUAAACCACUCGGAAUCGAUUAGCCACACGGUCAGUGUUCCCCUCCAGACCACCCUGGGCACUCUAGAGGAGAUUGCCUGCUGAGCACCGUAACCCCUCCACACCAACAGGGGGAGCCGGGCCACUCCACUCCAAUGGGUGAAGGACAGAUUAAAACGGGGGGAAAAGUCUCUAUUGCUUUUUCUCAACAUGUCAUCAUUUGGCACAAACAUGAGAACUAGAAGCCAAGGAGCUUCUAGAGGAACAUGAGGACCCCAAAGUUUCUCACAAACACCAUCUGUUUGUUCUGGACUCAUGAAGGAAAGCAGAAGCUUGUGGACCUGUCGGGACAGUCACUUGUAAAAAUAAGACAAACAUGAAAACACGAACAUGUGAGGAACUGCAGAUGCGCACAGCCUCUCUCUUUCUCUCUCUGCCCAGACGCCAUUUUGAAAUCUACUGCCAAAACACUGUAAACUAUUAACAGAGAAAAUGUUGUGAAACUGUUCUAACUGUGCAUGUGUCAGUUUCAUGCGUUACAAUACGGUUUUCUCGAACCUGUCAUCCUCUCUCACGUGUGGAGAACAUUUUGUCUUCUUGUGCUGUUUGUUUGCUAUGUGUUUCUGCAUCUCAGUUGGUUUCUUGAUGUAUCAGAGAUGCAUCAUAAAACUGAGAGCCCCUUUCUUCUAUCCUUUUUAUUUUUCUAUCCUUCAUAGAAAAGUCGAAUGGGUCACGGUACAAUGGCAGCCAUUAUGAGCCCAUUGUGGCUGCAAAUGGCUCUUCUACAUGCUUUCUGGAUCCCAUUUGAAAAAUAAGAACAAAGAGAGUACAGAAAAUAAGUGUUUUUGUCGCUUUCUGCAUUAGAAUAUAGUGAUACAACUAGCGGUUUUCAUUUUGUUACAUGUGAGAGCGGUGUUAAUUUGUCAUUUAAUGCUGAUAUUAGAAAGCUGAUACAUUAGCACUUUUCAGAGAUUUUUUUGACAGCAAUCAUAAUUCCGCUUUCCCAACUAUUGUAAGUGGGAUAUUUUCAAACAUAUAAAGGAUUUAGAGGAGUUCAUGGUGGUUUAUUAUGUGAGCUGUCGCUCUACUGUUGUCUAUGUCUCAUCUCCUCAUUUUAGAGCUCUUCAUCUAUGCUGGGGUUAAUUAAUGCUGUAAUUGUCAUAUGUUAGCUGAUAUUUACUAUGUUCCCACAUUGCUCUUUGAUGAUGGAUUAUAGACAAAAAUGUGUGAUUCUGUUCUUUUCUGCUCUCAAACUAAAUGUGAGGUUCUCGUAUCACUAUACAUCAGUAUGAAUGAAACCUCAAUUGACCCAAUCAUUCUUCAACAUGUACAGUGUUUCAGCCAAAAUUCAUUAACUGAGGGCAAAUCAUUUGUGCAGAAUGUGCUUAGGCUGAAAAUAAUGAAAGGAGGGUCAGUUCUGGGUGAUGAGAGUGAGCUUGGUUGCAUUUCUCAAUUUAACUCCCUUCAAUAUUCAGUUUAAGAAUAUUGACCGGCACAAAAUUCAGUCACAACAUGAAAAGCAAGAAUCAGAGCUUGUGUGUUAAAACUGUAGGUGACACUUUUAAACAAACUGUUCUGGGACACAAAAAAGGCCGCUGGCAGACAAGUAACACCAGAAAUUUGUUGAGAAGUCCUCGAAUCUACAUAUAAAUGAAGGUAUUUAAUCUGGUUUAAUAAGCCCAGGCUUUCACACAUGACCUAGGGCCCCCUUGACCAAUCAGAUUUGAGCUUAGAGGCAGUAUGCGAAUAUCUGUCAUAAAUAUCCAUGCUCAGAGAUUUUUCUUAGAGGAUUAUUAGUAGUUAUUAUUUUCAUGCCCCCUUCUGGAGCAACAGUAUUAAGAGGCGUGAUUUGCGCCUAUAUCAUAAUGCAAAAUUUAUCAAACAAAAACAUUAAGAGCGGAAACAUUAUAAUUUGGCCACAAGGAAUAGAACAAUGAAUGUGUGCUAUGGGUUGUUUGUGGCAUGUGAGAGAGCCAUGUGAUUGUGUUAAUACAGACACAUGUUGCUUAAUGUGUUAUAUUUUAUUCUAUAAAUAUAGUAGGUAAAAAAAAAGCAAAUAUCCAGUCUGAACAAUUUUCUGAUUUGCAAAGUAUCUGUGACUGAAUGUAAAUGUUUUUAGUUGUUUUAUUUGCAAUUCAAUUUGCUAAUCAAAUGUAAUGGGCUGUAGAGGAUGAAUGUCUUAUCCUUAUUUGCCCUAAAAUGUGAUGAUUUCUUCUAAAUAUGUCAAAGAUAAAGCUGUAAACCUCAGAGGGUUUCAAGCACAUGCAAAGAAAAAAAAUAGCCAAACAUGUACACACUACAAAUGCAGAAACCCACAGCAUCUGUCCAUACUUACACAACAGUAAACUAAGAAGUUACUCAUAAUGUUAAACAGUAAAUUUAGUAAACUCUUUCUUGCCAUGCGGACAAACACCAAAGGGGUGUCACGUCACCUUUGCUAUUUUCUCAUUAGGAGAAACCUGAGGGGUUGAUGGUUUCUAACUCCAAUGUAUAAUUGCUUCAGUACC
Molecule: messenger RNA, 4258 nt
Organism: Sinocyclocheilus rhinocerous
Lineage: Eukaryota; Metazoa; Chordata; Actinopteri; Cypriniformes; Cyprinidae
Product: acid-sensing ion channel 2
Exons: 11
Coding region: 198-1856 (552 amino acids)
Biological process (GO): sodium ion transmembrane transport
Cellular component (GO): plasma membrane
Molecular function (GO): ligand-gated sodium channel activity
Source: RefSeq, a predicted model, not a curated record